AGGUUUAAAUCAGCUUUCAACAGGUUCUCUGUGGUGAAUGGAACUGUGACGUAGAUGAUAUUAUAAUUAUUUAUUCAAGCAUAUCGAAUCAUGCUUUAAGUUAGCGAACUCCCUUUGGAUUUAGCAGAUAAUCAUUGCUUCAUUUGAUGGACUCACUGAUCAGUCGUAACAAAAUUGUGAAUAUUAAAACAUAACUGAUGAUGAAAAUGUACAGGAAUAAAUAUGUUCAAUUAUAUGUUUACUUACUUAUAGAGAUAUUUGCUAUGAUUGGUGUUGUAGAAACAGCCUACAGUGCUGCAAAAGAGACAGAAAUUCGCAGCGAAACAGUGCUUGCAGCUUCUUAUGAUCCCGUAUCACGUCCUAAAGAUCAAACCCACGUGAAAGCCGGACUCAAUGUCCUCGCAAUUGACGAGUUGGAUUUGAAAGGACAAAAGUUGACAAUGGCGGGUUGGCUUACAUUUGAAUGGGAGGAUGACAGGACUGUCUGGGAUAAAGCCGCCAAAGAUGAUAUUGAAUAUAUCUUCACUCAACCAAAAUAUAUCUGGAAGCCCGAACUAGUUGUAGACAAUGCACUUCAAGAUCUUGAUAUACUAGCCAAUGAUAAUCUUCUUCUGCGUCUAAAGUAUGAUGGGACAGUGGACUGGGAGCCGCCUCUGUUGUUUGUUACCCACUGUGAGGUUGACAUCACAUAUUAUCCGUAUGACCAACAAAAAUGUGCCAUAGAAAUAGUCAGCUGGACAUACACUAUAGAAGAGGUGAAACUCGAACAUUUGUUUGAAACAGUAAAUCUGGAAGAUUUUGAAACUCACGGAGAAUGGGAGAUAACACGUACAGAAAUUGAAGAUAAAAACCUUACAGAACAUCUGCCUGGCGGAACGGUCAGAGUUUUCCCACAAAUAGACUUCUGGAUUUACCUACGUCGGAGAACUCAGUUUUACAACCUAAAUGUGAUGAUGCCUAUCAUUCUGACGUCACUGAUGGUUGCCUUGGUGUUUAUAGUUCCGGUAGAUUCCGGGGAGAAACUUUCGUACGUUCUCACGGUAUUUCUGGCACUGGCUGUCCUUCUCACCAUUGUCGCAGAUUCAUUGCCGCCAACUUCGAUUACUUUGUCGGUGCUAGGUCUUUACCUCGGCAUCGUGUUGAUCCUGGCUGCGGUUGGUAUAUUGAUAACGAUAUUAAUACUUAUCAUGUUCCAUAGAGAAGGUCAGCCCGACGAAAAUUCUUUCAUCAUCACAUUAACAAGAAACGCGGCAAAAAUUAUUUGCUGGAACUCGUCUGCUUUGAACACGAGAUCAGACGACAAAGUUUCACCAAUGAGAACGUCAGUGAAAACAGCGGAAGUAUGCACCGUGGUGUCAAGUGAUACAAACAAUGACGUCAUGUUUGACGUCACGGAUAAGAAAAGAAGCGCUCAGAACAAUGACAAUUCUGUCGAUGGUACCGAUGAAACCAAUGAAAUCACCUGGAAAAUCAUUGCACAGAUAUUAGACAGAUUCUGUUUCUUUUUCUUUUUGAUUAUAACUGUUAUAAUGAACUUUUCUUUCGUAGUUACACUGGCUACAGGUGGACGUACUAACGGGCACUAAAAUGAUAAUAUUCUUCUGAAAGCUAUUUCUAACUAGAGCCCGGUCUGAACCGUGUGAUGUCCUCCGAAUAGAUUUUUGACACAGGAAAGUACACCUCUUGUAGUUUCAGAGUUAUGUCCCAGGACAAAGUUCAAAGUGCGAUAGUUCCAGAAUUAGGCAACUGUUCUUUGGACUGGACUUCUAAUAAAUAAGAUCUAUCUACCUACAAAGAUUCUUGUUGAUACUUCUUAUGCAUUCCGAGUUAUGUUCCAGACAAAGUUUAAAAUGUAAAAAUUAACAAAGGGCAAUAACUCCAUAACAAGCCAGGGCAGGGUUAUGUUUCUUGUGCACUGCACAUUUACAUAUAAAGAUCUAUCUACCUAAAAAGUUUCAUGUUGAUAUCUCUUAUAGUUUUAGAGUUAUGUCCCGGACAAGAUUUUUCUUAAAGGGUAGAUAAUUCAAAAAAGGGCUUAAAAGAGUUACGGUUCUUUUGUACUUCUACCCAAUGAGAUCUAUCUACCUACAAAGUUUCAUGUUGAUAUCUCUAAUAAUCUAAGAGUUAUGUUCCUGACAAAGUUCAGUGUUAAAAUGAAAAAUGGGCAAUAACUCCAAAAUUAUGCAAAAUAGUUUAGGGUUCUUAUGCACGGCACUUCUACCCAUUGAGAUCUAUUUACCUACAUGUACAUAGUUUCAUGUUGGUAUCUCUUAUAAUUUUAGAGUUAUGUACCGGACAAGAUUAUUCUAAAAGGUGAGAUAAUUCAAAAAUUGGGCAAAACAGGGUUAUGAAUCUUUUGCACUGCACUUCUACCUAAUGACAUCUAUCUACCUACAAAGUUUCAUGCUGAUAUCUCUUAUAAUCUUAAAGUUAUGUUCCGUUCAAAGUGUAAAAUUAAACAAAGGGCAAUAACUCCAAAAAAGGCAAAGCAGAUUAACAAUUCUUACGCACUGCACAUUUACUCAUUAAAUUCUAUCUACCUACAAAGUUUCAUGUUGAUAUCUCUUAUAAUUUUAGAGCUAUGUCCCGACAAGAUUUUUCUUAAAGGGGAGAUAAUUCAAAAAUGGGCUGAACAGAGUUAUGGUUCUUUUGCACUGCACAUCUACCCGAUCUAUCUAUCUGCAAAGUUUCAUGUUGAUAUCUCUUUUAAUUUUAGAGUUAUGUUCUGGACAAAGUUCAAAGUGUUAAAAUGAACAAAGGGCAAUAACUCCAAAAUAAGGCAAGGCAGAGUUACGGUUCUUGUGCACUGCACAGCUACUCAUUGAGAUCUAUAUACCUUCAAAGUCUCUUGUUGAUAUCACAUAUAAUUAUGAGUUAUGUCCCGGAAAAGAUUUUUCUAAAAGGGGAGAUAAUUCAAAAACGGUGUAAAAUAGAGUUAUGGUUCUUUGACACAGCAAUCCGCUUCAAUGCCUUUUACCACUGUGUGAAGGUUAAACAAAUUAUCUCAAAGGGUUUUCAAGUUAUGCUCCGGACAAGACAAUGGCCGGACAGUCAGACAGAAGGACAGACAGACGUACAGACGGACAAGGCGGGGACUAUAUGCUCUCCCUUCGGGGAGUAUAAAAAUGUAUAAUAUUUCUUUAUUUCUUCUUGUUAAAUAGGUGCCAUUUACGGAUCAGGUGCAAUGUUUAUAAUAGGUGAUAUAAAUCAUAGCAUAUUCCUUCUCGACAAAGAUUUUACAUGAAGUGUCAUGGUUACCUUGAC
Ruditapes philippinarum (Manila clam) is the source of this 3264-nucleotide messenger RNA. Its product is annotated as neuronal acetylcholine receptor subunit alpha-3-like. Gene Ontology annotation, cellular component: synapse; neuron projection; membrane. Gene Ontology annotation, biological process: signal transduction; nervous system process; chemical synaptic transmission. NCBI's taxonomy places the organism in Eukaryota, Metazoa, Mollusca, Bivalvia, Venerida, Veneridae. Gene Ontology annotation, molecular function: neurotransmitter receptor activity; extracellular ligand-gated monoatomic ion channel activity; transmembrane signaling receptor activity. Bases 198 to 1586 code for a protein of 462 amino acids. The record is from RefSeq and is a predicted model, not a curated record. The transcript has 9 exons.